Ooceraea biroi (clonal raider ant) is the source of this 6581-nucleotide messenger RNA. Its product is annotated as putative odorant receptor 92a. The record is from RefSeq and is a predicted model, not a curated record. Gene Ontology annotation, cellular component: plasma membrane. Lineage: Eukaryota; Metazoa; Arthropoda; Insecta; Hymenoptera; Formicidae. Gene Ontology annotation, molecular function: odorant binding; olfactory receptor activity. Gene Ontology annotation, biological process: detection of chemical stimulus involved in sensory perception of smell; sensory perception of smell.
CCCUAACGGAUGAGAAGGGGUAAAAUGUGUUUUUAUUUAAUUGUACACAUAAUAUCGCGGGCGAAGCCCGCGUGACGGGGGAUGCUAGUAUUUUAUAAGACAGAUCGCAUUAUUCCCUUAUUAUUAUAAAAAACAAAUAUCUGUUUAUUAAGAUAUCUCAAUAUAUUUUUAAAUAUUUAUUUUAUAUUUGGAAUUAUGUCCACUUGGUAUCAGUGUAAUCUCGCCAACAGUUGCAGAGUUCUUGUCACAUCUGCUUGAAUGGCCAAGACAUUAUCGCAGCAAACUUUUUCCGCAGGAAAACAAAUCAAAAUGAAUUAUAAUUCAUAAUAUUCUAAUAUUAUAGAACUUGAGCUAUAUUUAGCAUCCGUAUGAGUUCAAAAAUUAAUAUUUUUCUUAAUAUUAAAAACUAUUAAACAUUUGAUCAUUUGGAGAAAUAAUUGUAUAUAAGUAUUCGAUUCGAGAAUUACACAGUGCUUGUCUGACAAGGUUUACGUUAUUUACAAAAUAUUUCUUUGUAAGAAAAUAAAAUGAUAUCUUCCUACAAUGUUUCGUAUUCGAUGAACAUAGAAUAAAAUUAUUGAAAAUUUGCAUCAACAAUAAUGUUAAAAAAUACUUAUGAUUAUAACAUUCUUCAUAUAUGAUAAUAAGUAAUAGUUACGUAUGUAUGAUUAUUAUAAGGAAUAUUUCUUAUUAUUUAAAUUGAAAGGUUUUUUUUUAUUUAAAUAAUUAAAUUAUUAUCUGCAGCUAGCAACAUUCAGCACAUCAGGAUUCCACAUGAAAAUUCUUUUAAAGAUUUUAUCACAAACGCUCCCAUGUUUGAUGUAUAUCUUGAAAUACCUUUCUUUUGUGGUGAAUAAUAAAGAAGUAAGUAGACAGUUCGCAAACAAAUAUUAACAUCAAAAUAAUAGACAUCGCUUCUAAUACAUACAUUUAUAUAUGUACAUAUACAUAUAUGUAAAUUAUUCGCAAGUUUAGAUAAAAGAGUGCUAUGAACAGAUUUGCCAUGAAUGGACGCUAUUGAAAGUUCGAAGUGAGAUUAAUAUAUUAAAUAUGCCAAUUUCUCCAGAUUAUUUGGAGUUUUCAUAACGGGUAAAAAUUUGAUGCAAUUACAUUGUUUCUUUUUAUUAUCUCAAAGUAAUAAGCAAAAUUUGUGCAUUAACAAUAUUUAAAGUUAAGAUGAAAUUUAUGAAGAAUUUACUAUAUAUAUAAUGCAAAAAAAACAUACGUGUAAUUUGUGGAAUUUACGGUAUCGCUUUGUAGGCACGAGGUUUCAACAAGCAAAAUUUGAUGAUGUAACAAAUUUUAUAAAUGCCAUUUACACAACUUUUUUUGCAUUUGGUAGUGGGGAUGUUCAUAACUCUUGCCGUUUUUGGUUUCUACCAAUUUCUACCAGAUUUACUCGAUAUGAUUGCACCACUUAACGAUUCUCGCAAGCACUUUCUUACAUUCGACGCCGAGUAUUUUGUCGAUCAGAAAGAAUAUUUUUAUCCUAUCGUAACGCAUGGCUUGACAGCUGUUUUAUAUCGGAGGCACUGGAAUAGUCGCUACUGGUGGAAUGCUAAUGGGAUACAUACUUCAUAUCUGUGCAACGUUGAAGAUAGCGAGGUAAAAAUUGUUAAAGAGAAUUAUAAAAUCACUUUUAAGCGGGAAAGAAAUAAAAUAACGUUAAACUGCAUAUAUAUUAUUUAAUUAUUUAUAUAAAAAAAUUAAUGACAAACUACUAAGGAUGCCUUAGUAAUUCGCGAUCAUUAUUUAUAGUUUAAUUAUCUUCCGUCAAUUAUUCUAUUAUUCCAUUUUAUUCUAUUAUUGAAUAUUAUUACAAAUAUUAAAAAUAAAAAUAGAACUCGUACAUUUCUUUCUUUGAAAAUUGUUAUCAAUUAUAUAAUUUAUAUAAGUACUUGCAUUUGUUCCAACAAAUUUGAAUCGCAUAAAAAUCUUGUGCGACUUUACAGUUAUCGUCUUGACCAUAUAACCGAUGAUGUACCAUUAGUAUCGAGUGUUGAAAAAGAUCACAUUAUUCGUGAGAGAAUAAUCAGCGCUGUUGAUAUUCAUCGAAGAGCAAAAUCGAGUUAGUUUCAUGUAUCAAUGAACUGAAACGAACAAGCACAACAGUUACAUAAUUCUUUGCUAUCUGUAUUUCAAUAGGUUUGCAGAAUUUGUCGUCUCCAGUUUUAUGAUAUUUUAUUUUAUUUUAAUUGGCAUAGGUAUCUUGUCGUUAACUCUCAACAUGUUUCAAGUGAGUAUAUAUUUACGGUUGCGAAUUUCACGAUUCCGAUGCAGGAAUAAAUAUUUCCGAAGAUCAAAUGCAGGCGAUAACGAUAAAUUGAUAUUGGGACUUUAUCUCAUGCUGCAUAUACAUGCAUACAUGCUAUACAUGCUAUACAUGCAUACAUUAUUUAAGCAUGUAUGAAGAAAUCACGAUAUAUAUAUUUAUACAUUUGUACAAAACAUAAUUAUCAUGCAGAGUAUAUACUGAAUUAAACACUAGAUAUGAUUGAAGUAUAAUAUUUUAUAGAAGAAAAUUCGCGUUACAGCGUCUGCAAUUUAUGCUAUUAACGGACGAUGUAAACGGAAUGUUAGCAUGUGUCCUACUAAUAAUAGGCCACUUAAAUUAUUUAUUCAUAGCUAACAUGGCUGGACAGAUAGUUACAGAUCAUAAUAUCGAUAUUUUUUAUACAACGUAAGUAAAUAAACCCACGUAUGUAUAUUCGUAUACAUGCACCUCAUCUAAUUCCUUAUUUUAAUAUUAUUUGUUUGCGAGUUAGUAUUAUAUCAGUCGUACACCUACCAAGUGGACGCACUCUCGUAAGAUCAGUUAAGUUAAUCAAUUCUUUUAUUUUAAUUUUUAGCUAUACAACGCGAUGGUAUACGGUAUCGGCACAAUUGCAAAAAUUGUUGCUUUUCAUAAUGCAAAAAACUACAAAAAAUUACUAUUUUAUUGUCGGUGGCAUCUUCGCCGCUUCUUUAGAGGGUUUUGCCACGGUAAGGCAACCGCAAUCACAAUUUAGCUUCGCACUUGAAAUCGUUUGAGUAACACUAAUAAAUUAAUUAACUCUAAUAAAUACACAUUUCAGAUGAUGAGUACGUCAAUAUCUUAUUUUAUGGUGAUUUACUCCACAAGUUGAUGUACAUGUACAAUUUCAUGUAGAAUGCGACAAACCGCUAAGUAGUCAAUUGUAGAUAUACGCGACAUGACUGAGAGAGCAGGUGCAGAUGCUUCUCGGGUAUGAUGUGUUUCGACAACUUCCACGAAGAAAGAUUAUUUGGUAAAUUAAGAACUUAUAGUUUACGGUAACAUGUGUUAAAUCGCAUUAAUCUGAUCGUAGAAGAAACAUAGAAGAAGAAACAUUAAUCAAAUCGGUGCAACUAAAAAGAACCAAAACUCAUUAUCGAAAUUUCUUUACCGCUUUUUUUUAACUCUUACAUUCUCCUUUUCAUGUGCUAUCCAUGUAUUUAUAUAUUAUUGUUAUAUAUCAUUUUUAUGUAUUGUAUCAUCUGUUACAGUAUAUUAUUCAAUAAAUUUCACUUACGCUUGGGAAGAAACUAUUUUACACGUCCUUUAAUGUGUCUUUUUGUCAUUUUUGUAUUUCUGACACAAUCUCACUCAUGAAGAGCACUCACGUAACAAAACAUUCAUAGCGCGAUACUUGACAUUACUGACAACAAUGAGGCCGUUCGACGAGUCAUGUGAAAGUUCACAGCCGCGCUUGCGCUACCGUCAAAAAGGAAGGCGUAUUUUUCUCCCCUUUCUUCCUGGGAAAACCGCAUUGGGCGAGCAGAAUGCUGUUUCAAUAAUUUAACUUCUUGUCACUCCCCCCAAUGAAAAAACCACGACCGCAUGCGACCGAUUGACUCUUCCCUAAGUCGACAAACUGCCAUAAUAUUUCCCUCAAUUACGCAUUGCCAGUGGCAACAGUUUGCAAAAACAUCGACGAGAGUCUGGAAGCGGUUGAAUUUAUUCCAGCAGAAGACAUACGAAACGAUAUCUCGAUAUUAUUUUUUCCAACAUGUCUUUGAAUCGCAGAGAGAGAGAUAGCAUCGGAAAUCAGUACAAAAUAUAUCGUAUACUUCUCUUGUCACUGAGCGUAUGGCCGUUUCAGCAGUCGAAAUACACGAUACUUAUACGUUCUUUCCACUUUGGUAUAAUGAUAUCUUUUACAUUCUUUCAGCUCACAUCAUUCCUUACAAAUGAAUUAGUUCUGGAUGUCGUUAUUAUGAUUCUCUCAUAUGCCUUACCAUCCUGUAUAUGCAUGAUACAGUAUCACUCAUUUUGUUCAAAUUCUUACAUAGUGAAACGAAUAUGGGAAGAUAUCUAUAGCACUUGGAAUUUGAUGAGAAACGAAACAGAACACAAAAUAAUGCGACAAUAUAAAGCUAAAGCUGAAUACCACACGAAACUGUUUCUAACGAUUAUCAUCUCAAGCUGCAUUAUAUAUGGGAUUUUUGAAGCAAUGCCAGUCAUUCUCGACAUAAUCCUACCAUUAAAUAAGACCCGUCCACGCGAGAUUCAUGCUUUGUUAGAAUAUUUUAUCGACAAGGACGCAUACUUUUUUCCGAUCUUAUGCCAUUGGUUGAUUGGUCUGAUUAUUGGUUGUUAUGUUAUUAUAUGCGUAACUACAUCACUGCUGGUGUGUUUGCAACAUAUUAGUGGAUUAUUCAAAGUUGCCAACUAUCGUAUCGAACAUUCAGCUGAUGAUUACGUAUUUUAUAAUUCUACACAGGAGAACAAUCGCAUCGAAAACUUUAUUCGAAACAUAAGCGCCGCGGUGGAUAUACAUCAAACAGCCAUCGAGCGAUGCGAAUAUCUACUAGAUAAUUUUAUCAAACAUUUUUUCUUCAUGCUGGUAAUUGGCGUUACAUCUUUAAGUUUAAAUUUGUUCCGACUACUCAAAGCGAUUAUUACGCUAGAUGAAGUCGAGAUAGUUUCAUCAAUAUUAUUUACUAGUGGACAUUUUGUAAUUAUGUUUGUGAUUAAUUACUACGGGCAACAAAUUACAGAUUAUCAUAGCGAAAUUUUUACUGCUGCAUAUAACGUACGAUGGUACGUGACGCCAGUAAAGAUCCAAAAGUUGCUAUUAUUCAUUAUGCAAAGCACUACGAAAGCCUAUUAUUUAAAUAUAGGCAACUUAAUUGUAGCUUCGAUAGAAGGUUUUUCUAAGCUCGUAAGUAUGGCGAUAUCAUACUUCACGCUAAUCUAUUCUUUGCUGUGAUAAUAAACAAUACAGUUGGAUCGAUCACCGAUUAUAAAUAAUAUGUAGUAAAAAGUAUGUUAAAUGAUGGCAUAAUAUGCACUAGAAACAUACUACUUGUUGUAAGUUAUGAGUAAAUCAUUAUGCUGUUUCACGGAAUUUACUCUACACUUUGCUCUACAUAACAUAAAACCUGCAAUACUAUAGUUGUUACUUGCGAGAGAGAUUAAUAGUAAAAUUUUCAGAUGGGUAGUUCGAUUAUUAACAUCUGUAAGAAUAAAUAGAUAUAUAUGGAUGAAAGGAGACAUUUUUUAAUUUAGCUUCUUUUGUCUCAUAAAAUAUAAGUUGCUGCAGUAAACUUCGUCAGCGACGUAAACGAGCAUAUAUCUUCGAUAUAGUUAUAUCUACUAUAUAGAUAUCUACUAAAUUAUAUAAUACUAUAUACUAUAUAGAUAUCUACGGUAUAAAUAUAUAGUUUACUGCAAUUUUAUAAUCCAUAUCCAGUUUAUAGAGAAUAUUGCAUUGCAAUAUUAUUUUACAGAGGACACAAUUGGGUCGGGGGGCUGAAAUGGAAAUAAACCUUUUUCAGACCGUGACAGCAACAACACGCAAAUACGCUUGCGUUGCAUCAAUGGGGAGGGCUACAAUUGCUUAUAAAAAAUUACUGGUAAAAAGGGAGAACACUUGCAUGACUUUCUCCGAACAUCUGCAUGCGUCAUAGGUUCCUUCGUUUCGUUCGUGUCCCGGUAUAUUUACACCAUCCCCUUUGAGAGAAAGCUCGAUUUUUUCUUUUCUUCACUAUAGGCCAUGUUGGCAUAGAGGGGAAAAAAUAAAUUGUACGGGAAACGCUUAAAUUGCUGUAACUGUCACUCAUCCUACGACGUUGUGCCUCUCGCCGUCUGUUAUGCACGGCAAAAUGACCAAAAAAUUCGACAGAAGGAAGUUAUGUUACGGAGUAUGCGCAAAAGUGAAAUCUGCACUUGCGGAAAUCUGUUUGUCAUUCGCGUUUCGACCAUCGCGGAAGAAUGAACUGGUAGAUCUCUACGAUCACUACCAUGGACUUGUUCACUCAUUUGACUGGUCGAAUUAUAAUCUUAUAGGACAAUCAAAUUUCGGUGAGUGUUUCCGUACAAUCUAUAUUUUUUUGUCUGCUUCAUAUAUGCUUAUUCAGGUAGCGUUUAUACAUUUCUCUACUUUUUUGUAAUAAGUUUAAAGUGAUGUUCAAAUAAUGACGUAUUCUUGUAGACAUCUAUGUGUCUACAUGAGACGUAUACGCAUACACGUAUACGCAUACACGUGAAAUAGUGUAUUGCGCACGCAUAGUUUGAAAAAUAACCGGAUUGAAAUUAUGUGAAUUUGAAUCUUGAUCUGUAAAAUGUGUAUGUGUAAAAA